UUUAUUUUGGAAAUGUAAACAUUAACAACAUUGUCAAAAAAAUAUUAAAAUCAAAAGGCAAUAUUUAUAAUAAAUUAAAUUCUAAAAAUAAAAGCGCUUUUAAUCGAAAUUCAAUAUGCCAAAGAGGUUAACUGAUGAGGAGCUUUCAGAACUUAAAAUUUGGCUAGCUGACCAACAAAUUAAUCCAAAUAAAAUGCACCGGGAGUUUUCGGAUGCAGUUCCUGUAGCCAAUUUAUUAAAGAAAUUAUACCCCAAGUUAAUCGAUUUGCAUAAUUAUCCUCCACGAAACAAUACUCAACUAAAGUUAAAUAAUUGGGAAACUCUCAAUUUUAAAGCUCUUGGAAAAAUUGGUCUUCAACAAACAAAGCCUACGUUACAAAAGUUAGCUAAAGGAAUCCCUGGAGCAAUAGAAUCGCUGCUUUAUGAUAUAAAAAUGCAUGACCACAAUGCCAAAAAGUCCGAUAGAAUUGACGACCAAGAACAAGCUUGGUCAGAAAACGAUGAUAUUAUUGCAGUCAAUGUUAAUAAAAAAAUUGGUGAUGCUAUCGUCCAAGUGCCACAAAAAAUGAUUUUAUAUUCAAUCUACGAGAACGCAAUUCGUGAAUCCCAGGCAAAAGACUCGUAUUUGAAUGCUGCAAAUCAAAAAAUUGCUCACUUAGAAAACAUAUUAAAACUUAAAGCAGAACGCAUAGAUGAGUUGUGUGCACAACUCGCAAAAAUAUCGGUGCGAAGUUUAAUAAAGCAACACAAUUUAGAAAAUUCCAGCCCAAAUUCUCUUAAUUUUGAUAAUAUGGAAAAUGAGAAAACUAGCAAAAACAUUGACUUCUAAAUAUUUUUCAUGCAAUAUUGCUGUAGUCAUUUUGUGAAUGUGUCAAAAUCACUCAUGUAGAGUAUAUAUAAUUUAAAGAAUUGUCGAAAUAGAUACAUAUAAACAUAAUAUAUAUUUAAACACAUAUGUAUACAUACAUAUUUAUAUAUAUAUAGUAUUUCGCAAAAAAAAAAAUGUAACUCACGUUUA
Molecule: messenger RNA, 1018 nt
Organism: Zeugodacus cucurbitae (melon fly)
Lineage: Eukaryota; Metazoa; Arthropoda; Insecta; Diptera; Tephritidae
Product: sperm flagellar protein 1
Exons: 1
Coding region: 116-829 (237 amino acids)
Biological process (GO): regulation of cytoskeleton organization
Cellular component (GO): axoneme
Molecular function (GO): microtubule binding
Source: RefSeq, a predicted model, not a curated record